Messenger RNA from Phycomyces blakesleeanus NRRL 1555(-), 546 nucleotides. RefSeq lists its product as hypothetical. NCBI's taxonomy places the organism in Eukaryota, Fungi, Mucoromycota, Mucoromycetes, Mucorales, Phycomycetaceae. The transcript is spliced from 6 exons. The record is from RefSeq and is a predicted model, not a curated record. The coding region runs from base 1 to 546 and encodes 181 amino acids.
AUGUGGUAUUUCAGAGCUUUAGGACUUCCUACUAAAUUAGCUCCAUAUCGAUCUGACACAGUUUACCCGGCAAUGAUAGCUACUACGCUAUCCCAAUAUGAAUAUGUUCUUAUAUGUGAUAAAUCCAACAUCCGGGUGUCUGGAUCACCACAGUUUUUAUGUUAUUUAUAUCACGUGACCAACCCUUGGUAUAAGGAGAUUUGGCCGAGUGGUCUAAGGCGAUACGUUCAGGUCGUAUUCACGAAAGUGGCGCGAGUUCGAAUCUCGCAGUCUUCAAUAUAUUUUGAAUUUUUUGGCAUUGUCGUGCCCGAAUUCUUGUCAGCCAAUCAGGAUGACGAUUACACAGAAUUCUCUUUUGAGAACGACGACCGAAAUUUCCAGUUGUACCAGCUAGGAUCUUACGAAUAUGUCAGAGUUGAUAUUGGUAAGCAAAAUCAGAAUUUGCAAGCAACUGGUUUAAUGGCAGAGGUUCUCCAAGUCACACUUGGUAAGCUAUUAAAAUCCUUGGAUUAUUUUAUUAUCAUUCUUUUUUUUACUGGAUCUUAA